AUGGUCAAGACAGCAGAACUCAAGGUGGACCAGUUGAGAUAUCUUGCAGCUGCGGGAUCCAGACCAGAGUUAGUACAACGACUAGUUGAAUUUGAGGAAUCAGAAGACGUGGAGAUGCCACAAGCUAGUGGAAACGUGAGUCAACGAGAGGAAUCGGUGACGUCGCAAGCAGCAGCUAUUUCACAACUGCAGAAUGAAAUGACCGAGCUGAAGAAUAUGAAGAUGGCGCAGUUGGUGAGCAUGCAGAGGCCAAAUGCAGAUGAUGGUGUUAAUAGGCAGCAACGCACAGAGGAAACCAGGAGGAAUAUCACAGGAGACGAUAUUCCUAAUCUACAAGCCAGAAACAACGUUAGACAAGCGUCGGUAAAGGAAAUCGCAGACACUUUGCCAGAGUUUAAUCCAGGAGACGAGAACGCUAUAUCAGUGAACCAAUUCAUCGAUCGUGUCAACAAAGUGGUUGGUGCAUAUCAUUGGGACGAGACGUUUUUGUUAUUGGCAAUUUAUACAAAGAUCAAGGGACCAGCCAAGAUGUGGUUUGAUUCUUCGCCAGUGGUGCACACUACGUGGAGUGACUUCGCGCAAGCUAUGAGGGAUGAGUUUGGAGCAAGCCCGGACGAAGCGGAAGUGCAUUUCAACAUGACUAAUGCAACUAGACGAGCAAAAGAAACAGUGAAGGAGUAUUGUUUCCGGAUGUCAGCCCUAGGAGUGCGGUACAGUCUGAGCGAGGCAGCGGUUAUCAGAUAUGUUCGCGCAGGAUUACAGCACCGAGAGUUGCAAAACUGCAUUGCAGCGAUACAUUUUUCAACAAUGAAGCAGCUUAGAGAUGCAGCCGAAUCUUAUUUCGUAAACAGAGGUCGGACAACAGCAAACAAAAAGGAGUUUGUGCCUAAAUACAACAAGUUCGAGAUGAAACAGGACAGCGAUGUGAAGACAGCAAAGCCAAAGGAUUUGAAGACAUGUUUCAAGUGUGGAGAGUUGGGACACUUUGCCAAUUCGUGCCCAAAUACGGGUAGCCAAGCUAGUAUCAUUCGACAGUCAGUUGCGGAUGAAUUAAAGGUAGAUCGGCAUGAGUGCUCUAUGAGGAUUAGAGGCAUAUGUGGAGGAUCGUGUAUUCUUUCUGAAGAAGUCGUUAUCCAUAUGGACGUUGAAGGGAAGACCAUUGAUGCCAAGUUAUACGUAGCAGACGACGAGCUUUUGCAAGAAGACCUUUUGCUGGGACAGGAUGUCAUUGUUAGCGCCCAGUUAUCCCUAAAGUUUACGGCAGAGGAUGUCGAAGUCAAGCGAGCGGUGCAGCAAGCAGAAACUAUUGGAAGCGAACGUGGUACUCAUAAGCUUCUUGUUAAUAUACAAAACAAUCAGGAAAGAAGUCAAAUGAAUCAGUUGUUGAGCAAGUUCGAAGAUGUCUUCUCUACAAGAUUGCAAGGAAUAGGAAAAACAAACAUUGUCCAAGCCAAAAUAGAUGUUGAGAGCAACCAAGUAGUUUCCCAGCCACCAUACAGAAUUCCCGAGCCAAAGAAGGAAGUUGUCGCCAAGAUGUUGGACGAGUUAUUGCAGCAGGAUAUUAUCCAACAAUCUACGUCAGAGUAUGCUAGCCCUGUAGUACUCAUCAAAAAGCCGAACGGUAGUGACCGACUAUGUGUUGGUUACCGCCGUCUGAACAAGCGGUUAAAAAAGGAGAAUUUUCCGGUUCCGAAUAUCGAAGAGCGUCUUCAAGAGGCGAAACGAUAUUAG
Molecule: messenger RNA, 1731 nt
Organism: Drosophila ananassae
Lineage: Eukaryota; Metazoa; Arthropoda; Insecta; Diptera; Drosophilidae
Exons: 2
Coding region: 1-1731 (576 amino acids)
Molecular function (GO): nucleic acid binding; zinc ion binding
Source: RefSeq, a predicted model, not a curated record